Molecule: messenger RNA, 3043 nt
Organism: Cicer arietinum (chickpea)
Lineage: Eukaryota; Viridiplantae; Streptophyta; Magnoliopsida; Fabales; Fabaceae
Product: ATP-dependent zinc metalloprotease FTSH 9, chloroplastic
Biological process (GO): proteolysis
Cellular component (GO): chloroplast thylakoid membrane
Molecular function (GO): ATP hydrolysis activity; zinc ion binding; ATP-dependent peptidase activity
Source: RefSeq, a predicted model, not a curated record
CUGAAAGAACCUCACAAAGACACACACAAUAUAUAAGUAAAAUUCCACAAAACCAUUCGCACAUGCACACAAACAAUUAUAUAUUCAAUUUUUUUUUUUAUCUUUCCUUUUCGGUUAAUCUCUCUCUUUAUCUUUUUCAAUGUCAUCUUUAGAUUAUUAUCUAUCUCCCUUAACACACACAACAAUCUAUCUUCAUUCUCACCACUUUCGAAACGCGCAUCGUUUCGUUCCCAAUUCAUCCCCAAUUAGGGUUCUAAGACACGCCAAUUUCUUCAAAGAUUUCAAGAGGUUCGAUUUAUGGAGAGGAUUAAAGCUCAACAAUACCGAUUUAAGAAAAGGCGGUUGUGGAAAUGCCGCCACCGGUGGUCAAGAGAGCGAUUCCGGCGAGAGUGGAGGUGAAAGUAAAGGAGUUGAAGUUGAACCGGUUUCAGGUGGUUCCGGUUCGAACCGGAGGAAGGAGAAACAGGGGAAAGGUGGUUGGUGGUGGUGGUUAGGUUCUUCUAAAAAUGGAGGGAAAUGGAAAUGGCAAUCUGUGUUGAAGGUUCAAGAGGUUGGGGUUUUGCUUCUUCAGUUAGGGAUUGUGGUUUUUGUUAUGAGGUUGCUUAGGCCUGGAAUUCCUUUACCUGGCUCCGAACCCAGGGCUUCAACUUCGUUUGUGAGUGUUCCUUAUAGUGAGUUUUUGAGUAAGAUUAAUGGUGACCAGGUUCAGAAGGUGGAGGUUGAUGGGAUUCAUAUAAUGUUCAAGUUGAAGGGUGAUUUGGAAGGUGGUGAAUUUGUGAGUAGUGGUAGUAGUAGGUUGCAGCAGGAAUCUGAGUCUUUGGUUAAGAGUGUUGCUCCCACUAAGAGAAUUGUUUAUACUACAACUAGGCCUAGUGAUAUAAGAACUCCUUAUGAAAAAAUGCUUGAGAAUGAGGUCGAGUUUGGAUCACCAGAUAGACGUUCCGGUGGAUUCUUCAACUCUGCUUUGAUAGCAAUGUUUUAUGUUGCUCUACUGGCAGGGCUUCUUCAUCGAUUCCCUGUAAGCUUUUCUCAGCAUGCUGCUGGUCAGAUUAGGAACCGAAAAUCAGGAACGUCUGCUGGUACAAAAUCAUCUGAAAAAGGUGAAACAAUCACUUUUGCUGAUGUUGCUGGUGUUGAUGAGGCUAAGGAGGAGCUAGAAGAGAUUGUGGAAUUUCUUCGAAAUCCGGAUAGAUAUGUACGACUUGGAGCUCGUCCUCCUCGAGGUGUUCUCUUGGUGGGUCUUCCGGGAACAGGUAAGACUUUACUAGCAAAGGCUGUGGCCGGAGAAGCUGAUGUGCCAUUUAUAAGCUGUUCUGCUAGUGAGUUUGUUGAGUUGUAUGUUGGUAUGGGUGCUUCCCGGGUGAGAGAUCUCUUUGCAAGGGCUAAAAAAGAAGCGCCAUCCAUAAUAUUUAUUGAUGAGAUAGAUGCUGUGGCUAAAAGUCGUGAUGGUAAAUUUCGCAUCGUAAGCAAUGAUGAACGAGAACAGACCUUGAACCAGUUGCUCACUGAGAUGGAUGGGUUUGACAGCAAUUCAGCAGUGAUUGUUCUUGGGGCAACUAAUCGUGCUGAUGUCUUAGAUCCUGCACUUCGCCGACCGGGAAGAUUUGAUCGAGUAGUUAUGGUGGAAACACCUGAUAGGAUUGGACGAGAAGCUAUCCUGAAAGUUCAUGUUUCUAAGAAAGAACUUCCUUUGGCCAAGGAUGUUUACAUUGGCGACAUUGCUUCUACAACUACUGGGUUCACAGGAGCGGAUCUUGCUAAUCUAGUAAAUGAGGCUGCUUUAUUGGCGGGAAGAAAGAACAAAGUUGUUGUGGAGAAAAUUGAUUUCAUUGAAGCUGUGGAAAGGUCGAUUGCUGGCAUAGAAAAGAAGACUGCCAAGUUGCAAGGAUGUGAGAAGGGUGUAGUUGCACGGCAUGAAGCUGGUCAUGCUGUAGUAGGCACUGCAGUUGCAAAUCUUCUUUCUGGACAGCCACGUGUUCAGAAACUAAGCAUAUUGCCUAGGACGGGAGGGGCCUUGGGUUUUACUUAUACUCCUCCAACAAAUGAGGACAGAUACUUGCUUUUCAUUGAUGAAUUGCGUGGCCGCCUGGUGACUCUUCUUGGAGGACGUGCAGCAGAAGAAGUUGUUUAUUCUGGUCGAGUGUCAACAGGUGCACUUGAUGACAUACGGCGAGCAACUGACUUGGCGUACAAAGCUAUUGCUGAAUAUGGUCUUAGUCAGACAAUAGGCCCUGUGUCAAUUUCCCCUCUUUCCAAUGGUGGAAUUGAGGAGUCUGGGGGAUCGGCUCCUUGGGCAAGGGAUCAGGGACAACUUGUUGAUCUUGUCCAAAGAGAGGUGCAAGCAUUGCUGCAGUCUGCGCUGGAUGUAUCGCUUUCCAUUGUACGAGCUAAUCCUACUGUUGUGGAGGGUCUUGGUGCUCAUUUGGAAGAAAAAGAGAAAGUAGAGGGUGAAGAGUUACAGAAGUGGUUAAGAUUGGUGGUUGCACCUACAGAACUUGCAAUUUUUAUUGAAGGCAAGCAACAGUCCCUUCUCCCAUUGCAGACCGGUUCCUGAAAUUCUUAAAAGAGUUUUCUGUUAUGUGGUUCCGGUGUGAAGUGGAACUUGAGGUAUGAUUUUUGACAAGGUUCAAUUAAAGCUAGUGAAAUUAUAUCUCAAAUAGCAUGCCUUACAACAUUGUAUAUUCCUGUAAGGUGAACUUUGGCAUCGUUUUUAGUACAUGCCAAUCUGUUAUUUGUAGUAUUUACUCACCAUUCACUCAACCGAAGCCACUGAAAAAAAGAAAUGAAGAAAUACUUACAUUAGUGCCUCUCUUCAACUGCAUGGGUGAUGGUAAUUUAAUUUGUAUAUUAACUAUUAUUUUCAGUCAUGUCACAAAAUGUAAUUAAUAUAUAGUUGUAUACAUUAAUUGUUCUGUGAAAUAUAUGUCCCUGCUACAUGUUACAUGGUUAGUUAAGGAGCCUGUUAGAGCAGAGAAAUAUUUUAGUUUUGGCCUCUUUUGGUUGGAAAGAAAAUGGGGAUGGGGGAAUUGACCCCAGAUUUUAA